Messenger RNA from Diospyros lotus (date-plum), 2422 nucleotides. RefSeq lists its product as uncharacterized. The coding region runs from base 148 to 2229 and encodes 693 amino acids. NCBI's taxonomy places the organism in Eukaryota, Viridiplantae, Streptophyta, Magnoliopsida, Ericales, Ebenaceae. The record is from RefSeq and is a predicted model, not a curated record. The transcript is spliced from 20 exons.
UUCGAUAACGGUAAACCCUAGCUAGCUGGCUACAGUAAAAGCGCACUAAGGACGGUCCGCUGGGAAGAGGAUCCCUCGUCCAUUAGUGGCUCUCUCUCUCUCUCUCUCGAUCGCUCUCUGAAACCAGCGAGGGAGAAGGAGAAUCCAAUGGCGAAUUCGUCAAUGGCGUCGACGCUGAAGGCGUACUGGCUUCCAAUGGUGCUCUUCGCGUCCUCCGUUUUCUAUCAGCUCAUCGUCCUGCCGCGUUCUUACCCUCCUUCUCACUACGACGUUUUGGGGAUCGAAAGGUUUAGUUCAAUCGAGGAAGUCACAGAAGCCUACGAUAAGCUAGCGUCUAAGUGGAACUCAGGCACAGAAGUUCCAGCUACCACUGAUUUUAUUAAGAUUCGACAUGCUUUUGAGCUGCUGACAAAUCCAAUAUGGAAGAGGGACUAUGACAUAUUUGGUAUUGAUGAGCACGUUCAUGUUGUUGAACAGGCCAAGGAGAAGUAUGGCAAGACAAGGUUUACUGAAAUUGACCUUCCCUUGCUUGAGGCUGUUUCUUUUGAUCCAGGAGAUAAUAUUUUUAAUGCCGCCACACACGAGAACUUUCUUUCCAAGUUUCAGAAUUCAAAGGGAUUGCUGAUUCAGAAUCUUAUUCAGAUAUUUUCGUUUGGGAGCCACCAGUGCACACGGUUUUCUAAUAACUGGAAAGGAAUUACUUUUUUGUUGGGCGGGGUAGCAGAUACUGGAAUGGUUGAACUUAGAGAAGUUCAUAUUGCUAAGUAUCUUGCUGAGAAGACAUUUACGGGGCAGCCUUUUUUUAAAGGAGGCUUGCCUUCUCUGGUUGCAUUCCCACCUGGAUGUAACACUUCAAGUUGUCUUCUUAGGUAUGAGGGAGAGCUUUCUGUUGAUGCUGUUACUGAUUGGUUUGCUAGCAUAAUUCUAAGUUUGCCUCGUAUUCUAUACUACUCAAAGGAUUCCUUGGCACCGCGUUUUCUUGCAAAGAGCAAACCUCAUAAGGUGAAAGUCAUUUUCUUCUCGGAAACAGGGGAGCGUGCAAAUCCAUUUGUGCGUCAAGCCGCUCUAAAGUAUUGGCCUUAUGCUGCCUUUGCGUCUGUGCCAUGGCGAGAAGAAGAAUCUUCCUUUUGGUGGAAUGCGCUUGGAGUGGAAUCUGCACCUGCAAUUGUAUUCUUGAAAGAACCUGGUGUGAAACCAAUAGUGUACCAUGGAGCGGCCAACAAUUCAUGGCUUUUGAAUAUCAUGGAAAAGAAUAAACAUCAUGAGCUACCUCAAUUAAGGAGCAUCACAUCUAUGGAGCUAGGUUGUGAUGCACGUGGAUAUUCUCGUGCUGGGAGGGAAACCAUGAUCUGGUACUGUGUUAUGCUUAUAGGAAGACUAAGCCCAGAACUCAACAAAAUGCGUGAAACCAUGCGCAGAAUCCAACAAAUGCUGUUAAAUGAUGACAACUUAGACACAGGUGAUAAUGAUCAAUUAUUGUCAGCAGCUGUUGCACUAAAGGAAAAGAGGUUGACGUUUACUUGGCUUGAUGGAGAAGCCCAGCAAAGAUACUGUUCUUUCCACAUUCAGACAGCAAACAGCUAUGAAACAUGUGGCCCUAGAAGGGAUAUAAUAGAUGUACAUCAGUUAGUUAUUGUACGUUACAAAAGGAAUGACGCAGAAGAUAAUGGAAAAAUCGAGAAAAAGCCACAAAACAUAUUUGAGGCAUUUCACAAGGAAGAUGUUGAUCCUGCAUCACAACUUGUGGCAAGGUACAACGGCUCAGAAGAAAUUCCAGAGAUCAUCAGGUGGAUGUCUCAAAUAAUCGAAGAUGGUGACUCUAGGGAUCUACCCUUUUUUAGAGCCAAAGCUCCUGCGCUUGUUCCAGAAGAUGCAGAUCCAAUUUGGUCGGUUGGUGGCAGAAGCAUUCUGUCCACAUGGACAGGAAUGAAACGGAAAAUAAGCAGCUUCAUCCAUGCAAUCCACAGUAGCCUCGGAGAUCCAAGGAUUGGCCCAAUCUUGCUUUUGGUAGCACUAUUGUCUUUUGGCAAUAUCUGGCUCCGAAGGAGCCAAUCAACUCAUCCAAGUCAAUCAAACCGUCAAACUCAACCAAGCAGAACAGAUGAAAACAAACCAAGGCAGAGCCGCAAACCCAGAAGUGUGCCAUACCAAGAUAUUCCUCCUUCCAUCACUGACUUAGAGCCAAAAGAUGCAUACCAGUUGCCGCUUUCGGGUUCUGACUCUGAGUAGGGUGUUGUGCUGUUAGAAGGAAUCAAGGUUCCAAAGUAAAUAUUAGCUAAUGUAAUUGUAAUUAUUGGUCAUAGACUGACUAGACAUGUUGGUCAAUUGGACCAUAUUCAUUAGUUGCCAUUAACUUAAAAAAGAGACGGAUGAACUUGGGAAAAAAAAACACGUGCGCACACAGAGAUGCACGAUUAUCUAA